This is a messenger RNA of Camarhynchus parvulus, 5223 nucleotides long. RefSeq names its product Gse1 coiled-coil protein (gene GSE1). Lineage: Eukaryota; Metazoa; Chordata; Aves; Passeriformes; Thraupidae. The record is from RefSeq and is a predicted model, not a curated record. The transcript is spliced from 17 exons. Bases 496 to 5223 code for a protein of 1575 amino acids.
CUGCGGCGGGGGGCCACGGGCUGGGACCCCGCCGCGCCGCCGCGCCGCGCCGCCGGCCACCCGGAGGAGGAGGAGGAAGAGGAGGAGGAGGAGGAGGAAGGGCCGGCAGCCGGCUCCGAGCUCUCCGAGCUCUCCGACGCCGAGCCCCUGUCGGAGCCCGAGGGGGCGGGCGGCGCUGCGCGGGCCCCCCCGGCGGCGGGCAGCGAGCGGGGGCCCCCCUGCUGCUCCUCGGACAGCGAGAUCAACAUCACCAGCGAGGAGGAGGAGGAGGAGGAAGGCAGCGAGCGGCCCGCUUGGGCACCGGGCACCGCCUGCUACAUCUGCGGCAGCCCCCUGGCACCGGGCGCCCAGCACCGCGUCCACGUGCAGAAGCAGGAGAAGAGCUCGCCGGGACCUUUCUUCCCGUUCCUGUGGCUGCACAGCCCCCCGCCGGGCGCCCAGCCGCUGUCCCCCACCGGCAGCACCCUGGUGUGUCCCUGCUGCUUCGCCUCCCUCAUGCAGCAGUGGCAGAGCUUCGAGCUGGCCAACGUGCCCGUGCUGCAGCGGCUCUACGUGGUGCCCCUGGGCGCCGGGGCCAUGCCCGCCAAGGGCCGCCGGGGCAUGAAGGAGGACGGCACGGGCAUCCCGCCGGUGCCCGAGGCUUGCUACCUGUGCGGGGAGGAGUGCGGCAAGGAGGCGAGGCCGGUGGCGGCCAAAAUCACCAACGGCAACGCGAAGAGCACCAUGCAUUUCCCCUUCCUCAGCCUCCUGCCCUGCCCGCCCGGCGCCAAGGGGCUGAACAAGCACUGGGAGGUCAGCAGCUGCCGCAAGUGCUUCGGGGUGCUGCAGGACCUGUGGGCCAUGUACAGGGCCUGUCACAACGAGGAGCUCAUCUCCUCCGUGCAGAGUUUCCUGGGCAGGUACCACCAGGUCUUCUCCGCCGGUGAGCUCGCCGGCCACGCCGCUGUCAUCAAGCCCGGUCCCACCUCUGUCUGCUACAUCUGCGGGGCCGAGUUGGGAGCUGGCAAAGAGUUCCAGCUCAACGUCAACCCUCCGGGCCGAUUUGGGGAGAAGGAGCCCUUUUUCCCCUUCUUGACCGUCUACCCGCCCGCGCCGCGGGCCAGGCCGGCCGACUCCACGGGGCUGGUGGCCACCUGCAUCCUGUGCUACCACGACCUGCUGGGACAGUGGCUGCAGCACGAGGGCAGGAACUCCCACCACCCCAGCAGCGCCUGGUCCCGGCAGUACAAGGUGGAGACCUUCGUCUGCUUCUUCUGCCGGCAGGAGAAGAAGCGAUGCCUUGGAUUAAGAGCGGUUCAGGUGGCCAGGCUCCCCGUCUUCCUCUACACGCUGCGCGUGGCCAACAGCCUGCUGGUGGACGAUGGCAAGCAGCUGACCAUCGGCGCCUGUGCCGAGUGCGGGGCCGUGGUGCUGGCUGGCAAGAGCGUGACCCCGCCAGAGCUGCUGGCAGUGGCGCCCCCGACUCUGCUCCCCAAGGCGUCCUCUUCGUCCCUGGAGACAGCCGCCACCAAGCCUGCGGCCGGUGAGUCCCGGCAUCGGGUGGCCAGCGCUGGGGAGAGCCCGGGAACCGGCAGCACCGCCCCGGACGUCGGCCAGCGGACACCUCUGGAUGCGGAGGGUGCGGACGCUGGAGCCACAAGCAUGAGCCAUGAGCGGAAGUCGCCGUCGCUAGGAAUGCUCUCCACGGCCACCCGCACCACGGCCACCGUGAGCCCCCUGACCCCGUCGCCCCUGAACGGCUCCAUCGUCCCCAAUGGCAGCCCCGCCGCCAGCAGCACUUUGUCCGUCCAGGCAGCACCUUCCUCCAGCUUCGCCGCCGCCCUGCGCAAGCUCGCCAAGCAGGCCGAGGAGCCCAGAGGCUCCUCACUGAGCAGCGAGUCGUCCCCAGUGUCCUCUCCAGCCACCAACCACAGCUCCCCUGCCAGCACCCCCAAACGUGGCCCCAUGGGCCCCAUCAUUGUCCCCCCGGGGGGGCACAGCGUGCCCAGCACGCCGCCCGUCGUCACCAUCGCCCCCACCAAGACGGUCAACGGGGUCUGGAGGAGCGAGGGCAGACAGCAGGAAGCAGGGUCACGAGGCAGCAGCAGCAGCGCCGGCCGCGAGCGCCUCAUCUCGGAGCCCCCCCUGACCCAGGAGAAGGCAGGGGGUCCUGCUGUCCCCUCCCACCUCCUGGGGACACCCUACUCCUUCGGGCUGCCCCCCAGCUCCGUGGUGCAGGACUCCCGCUUCCCUCCUCUCAACCUGCAGCGGCCCGUGCACCACGUGGUGCCUCCCAGCGCCGUGACCGAGGAUUACCUGCGGAGCUUCCGUCCCUACCACACGGCCGAGGACCUCCGCAUGUCCUCCCUGCCACCCCUCGGCCUCGACCCCGCCACUGCCGCCGCCUACUACCACCCCAGCUACCUGACACACCACCCCUUCCCUCAUCCUGCCUUCAGGAUGGAUGAGUCAUACUGCCUGUCAGCACUGAGAUCCCCCUUCUACCCGCUGCCAGCGCCGGGCUCGCUGCCCCCCCUGCACCCCUCGGCCAUGCACCUGCACCUCUCGGGGGUCCGGUACCCCCCCGAGCUCUCCCACUCCUCCCUGUCCGCCCUGCAGUCCGAGCGCAUCUCCAGCCUCGCCGCCGAGAGGCUCCAGAUGGACGAGGAGCUGCGGCAGAGGGAGCGGGAGCGGGAGAAGGAGCGGGAGCGAGAAGCCGACCGGGAGCGGGAGAAGGAGCGGGAACGGGAGCGGGAGCGCGAGAAGGAGCUGGAGCGGGAGCGGGAAAAGGAGCGGGAGCGGGAGCUGGAGAGGCAGCGGGAGCGUGCCCGGGAGAAGGAGCUGAGCAUGGUGAAAGCCAUGGAGGGGCCCUUCCUCCCCGUGGCCGAGCUGCACGGGCUGCGGGGGCACCCGGCCGAGGAACGGGGCAAGCCGGUGGAGCCGCUGGCGCCCAGCAGAGCAGACAAGCUCAAGGACUCGGUGCUGCCCACGCCGAAGCCCAUCCAGCACCCUCUGCACCCUCCACCGGGCUCCCACCACCCCGUGCCCAGCCUCAUCCCCAACCACAGCGUGUUCCCCCUGCCCGGGAGCAGCGCGGCCACGGCGCUGCUCAUCCAGCGCACCAACGAGGAGGAGAAGUGGCUGGCCCGGCAGCGCCGGCUGCGCCAGGAGAAGGAGGAUCGGCAGUCCCAGGUCUCGGAGUUCCGGCAGCAAGUGCUGGAGCAGCACCUGGACAUAGGGCGUGCCCCCAGCCAGGCUGAGCCCGAGCACCGGCCCGAGCACCCCAGGUUGGGAUCGAGCCGCCACGAGCCGAGCAGCCGGGAGCCAGGGCAGCACUUUGGCGGGCCCCCACCCCUCAUCUCCCCCAAACCCCAGCACCACCCCGUCACCACGUCCCUCUGGAACCCCGUCUCGCUGAUGGAGAGCCCCCCCGACCCUCCCCGGCGCCUCCCCGAGCCCCAUGCCCUCCACAGCCACGCAGCGCCCUUCGAGCCCGGCCGCCAGGGCAUCCCUCUGGUGAAAGUGGAGAGGGUCUUCUGCCCGGAGAAGCUGGAGGAGGGCCCGAGGAAGAGGGAUGCUCUGGAGAAAUACCCUCCAGGACGGGAGCCCGGCGCCCCGGAGCACGGGGCCUUCACCCACACCCCCUUCCUAGCUGAGCUGGAGAAGUCCACUCAGAGCAUCCUGAGCCAGCAGAGAGCCCCGGCCACCCCGUUCCCCGAGGCCACCAAGCCCAGCUCGCCCUUCCGGCCGCCCCAGCCCCGCGCCCAGGACCCCAUGUACAUCUAUGACGAGUUCGUGCAGCAGCACCGCAGGCUGGUCAGCAAACUGGACCUGGAGGAGCGCCGGCGGCGGGAGGCCCGUGAGAAAGGGUACUACUACGACCUGGAUGACUCCUGUGAUGACAGCGACGAGGAGGAGGUGCGGGCCCAUCUCCGCUGCGUGGCUGAGCAGCCCCCGCUGAAGCUGGACACGUCCUCUGAGAAGCUGGAGUUCCUGCAGCUCUUCGGGCUCACCACGCAGCAGCAGAAGGAGGAGCUGCUGAGCCAGAAGCGGCGCAAGCGGCGGCGGAUGCUGCGGGAGCGGAGCCCCUCUCCGCCCACGGUGCAGAACAAGCGCCGCACGCCCUCGCCCCGCCUGCCGCUCUCCACCCGCUACAGCCCCGACGAGAUGAACAACAGCCCCAACUUCGAGGAGAAGAAGCGCUUCCUCACCAUCUUCAACCUCACGCACAUCAGCGCCGAGAAGAGGAAAGCUUCCCAUGCUGCAGACAAGGAGAAGCUGGUGGAGAUGCUCCAGGCCAUGAAGCAGAAGACCACGCCGGCCGCCGUGGUGGUGAAGAGCUCCCCGCGGGACAGCCCCGGUGCCCCCAGCACUGAGCCUCCAGUGCCUCCGCUCCUGCUGGACCUGGAUAAACCCGUGGGCAUCGCCGUCUCCGUGCCGGAGGUGCCGAAGGUGGCAGAAGCCUCCAGGUUAGAGCAGCUGAGACCCCAGGAGCCAGGCAGGCCCAAGGAGUCGGGCGCGGCGCCGGAGAAGCCCCGGCUGAGCGAUGGGCACCCCGGGAAGAAGGCUCUGAGCAUCCUCAGCUACGUCAGGGGUCCCCUCCCCAAGGACAUCCCGGUGCCGCUGUCCCACAGCAUGAACGGCAAGAGCAAGCCCUGGGAGCCCUUCAUUGCUGAAGAGUUUGCCCACCAGUUCCAUGAGUCGGUGCUGCAGUCCACGCAGAAGGCGCUGCAGAAGCACAAAGGGGGGACAGCGGCGGAGCAGAACCACAAACUGGACACCUCCAUCCACUACAACAUCCCCGAGCUGCAGGCGUCCUCCCGCCUGGCCCUGCACAACGGCACGGCCGAGGCACCGCCCCGGCCACUGCCCCCCCUGCCCCGGGACUCGGCCUCCGAGGACGAGGAGGAGGAGGAGGACGAGGAGGAAGAGGAGGAAGAUUACCCCAGGCCCAAGUGGCAAGGGAUCGAGGCAAUUUUUGAAGCUUACCAGGAACAUAUAGAAGAACAAAACCUGGAGCGCCAGGUGCUGCAGACGCAGUGCCGGCGGCUGGAGGCCCAGCACUACACCCUGAGCCUGACAGCUGAGCAGCUGUCACACAGCAUGGCGGAGCUGAGGAGCCAGAAGCAGAAGAUGGUGUCGGAGCGGGAGCGCCUGCAAGCCGAGCUGGAUCACCUGCGGAAGUGCCUUGCCUUGCCUGCAAUGCAGUGGUCUAGGGGUUAUUUCAAGGGGUAUCCCAGGUGA